Gongylonema pulchrum is the source of this 351-nucleotide messenger RNA. The record is from the annotation of a GenBank genome assembly. NCBI's taxonomy places the organism in Eukaryota, Metazoa, Nematoda, Chromadorea, Rhabditida, Gongylonematidae.
AUGGUACAGAGUGGUGAUCCCACUGGCACUGGCAAAGGCGGCGAUAGUAUUUGGGGUGGACCAAUCAGCGACGAACUCAAUCCCUCUCUGAAGCACGACGCUCGAGGUGUUGUGUCAAUGGCCGGAAACGGGCCACAUACAAGCAGAUCGCAGUUUUUCAUCACAUACGCGAAGCAUCCUACGUUGGAUUUCAAAUAUACAGUUUUUGGACGAGUGAUCGACGGAUUCGAAGUGUUGGACGAGUUGGAGAAAGUAAAAGUUGAUUCAAAGUAUCGGCCAGUGGUUGAGCAGAAAAUUCGAAAUGUUAUCAUCCACGCUAAUCCGAUUGCCGACUUGGCGGCCGCUUCCUAA